Molecule: messenger RNA, 1461 nt
Organism: Marasmius oreades (fairy-ring Marasmius)
Lineage: Eukaryota; Fungi; Basidiomycota; Agaricomycetes; Agaricales; Marasmiaceae
Exons: 5
Coding region: 1-1461 (486 amino acids)
Biological process (GO): transmembrane transport
Cellular component (GO): fungal-type vacuole membrane
Molecular function (GO): transmembrane transporter activity
Source: RefSeq, a predicted model, not a curated record
AUGACAUGUUCACCAGUACAAGUGGAGUUACACGAAAUCGACCGUAUGAGCAAUCGGGAUGGCGAGGACAGAUUCGGAGUGGCCCAAACAGUCGACCAAAGCGAUCUGAAUGACAGUGAAUUUCGAGGUGGUGGCACCGCAGCGCCCAGGGGCCCGUAUCAUGACUCUCUACCACGGGCCACACGAUUCUACCAAUCCUUCCUCUUAGUUUCGGGCUUUAUGAUGGCAUUUCAUGUCAUUGGACUCAACUCUUCAUACGGCGUUUUUCAGCAAUUCUACACGUCUACUCAAACCAACAUCGACGACGGGAAAGGCCAAGACGCUCUCGUCUCCCUGGUUGGCACGAUCGGGACUGGGCUGACAUGGAGUGGAAGUAUUUUUGUCAACCCUCUCAUUUCGUCCCGAUUGAACAUAAAGAUCGUCGCACUGUCCGGAGCGUUUUUUAUGAGUCUUGGACUUUUUCUUGCUAGUUUUGCUACGAAGCUCUGGCAUCUGUUCCUCACCCAAGCGUUGCUAUACGGUCUCGGAGCGUCCAUGUACUACUUCCCCAUCCUUGCCAUAACACCGCUCUAUUUCGAUCGUCACCGGGGAUUCGCUAUGGGGAUCGUACUCGCAGGAAGUAGUCUCGGAGGGUUAGUCUUUGCGCCAGUCCAACAAUACCUACUCGAUCAUCACGGAAUUCAAUGGACGUUGAGAAUUUUGGGUAUUUGGAACUUUGCUGUGGGAAUUCCGGUAUCGAUGGUAAUUCAACGAUAUCCUUCUUCAUUCCGCGGUGGCUCGGAAGCGGGACAGAGAAGGUGGAUUAAUACUGCGGCCUUGAGCAAAGGGACAUUCUGGUUUCAGGCCUUGGGAGCUUUCCUUCAAGCAGGGGGUAAUGUAGUACCCAUCUACUACAUCGUCGCCUAUUCUGUCUCUGUUUUAUCGCUUUCACCAUCAACGGGGAGUAUGCUAUUAAGCGUCAACAGUGGCGUGAAUUGCCUUUCGAGAGUGGCUAUGGGUAUUCUGGCUGACUAUGUUGGGCGUCAGAAUACGCUAAUUGGAGGGGUCGUCCUAUCCGCAUUAUCCGUAUUCAGUCUAUGGUAUAGUGCAGCCAAGACUCGAUUCAUCGCCUUUGUUGUCGUCUAUGGUAUCUUCGCAGGCGGAUACAACGCUCUCCUCCCCACCACCAUCGUAGAAAUCUACGGUCUCAGAAACUACGCCGCAGUGAACGGGAAUCUGUUAUUUAUCCGGGGCUUGGGAUCUCUUUUUGGAGCACCGCUUGCGGGGAUGAUUCUUGGCAGUCAUGCGAGGAUAAUCGGGAUCGGGGUGGGUGGAGGUAGUAGCGGUAAAGAGAACUUGGAGAUGAAGUUUAACGAUGUGGUCGUUUAUGACGGGGUAUUGUUGGUGAUAUCUGCGCUAUGUGUGGUGUAUGUUAGAUGGUUAGAUGCAGUUGAGAAGCGGAGGUGGAGAUGGAGGGCGUAG